GGACACUUCCGGCGGCCCAGCCCCUUUCGCGGAAGUCCCGUCUCCCCGCCCCUCAGUUCCGCCUCGGCCGGCCAACGAGAGGCGAGAGAAGCUCGGGCUGCCUCCCUCCCUCCCUUCCUUCCUCAGCUGCUCGGGUGCCGGGAGAUGGGCCUAGCCCUGAAGGGAAGCACAGCGAGGCCGGGGCCGGGUAAAACAGGAGUAUUGAGCAAUAACGUAAAGACUUCCUGAAUCCUUUUGAGAAGACAUAUCUCUAUAUUAAGAUGCCUGCUGUGGCAUCUGUACCUAAAGACCUAUAUCUGUGCACUUCUUUGAAAGAUCUUAACAAAAAGACUGAAGUAAAACCUGAGAAAACCAGCACUAAGAGUUAUGUACAAAGUGCUCUUAAGAUCUUCAAAGCAGCUGAAGAAUGCCGUUUGGAUAGAGACGAAGAGAAAGCCUAUGUACUUUACAUGAAAUAUGUGACCGUUUAUAACCUUAUUAAAAAGAGGCCCGAUUUCAAACAUCAACAAGAUUAUUUUCAUUCCCUACUUGGACCUACAAAUGUUAAAAAGGCUAUCGAAGAGGCUGAAAGGCUUUCAGAAAGUCUUAAACUUAGGUAUGAAGAGGCAGAAGUUCGGAAGAAGCUGGAAGAAAGGGAAAGAUUGGAAGAGCAACAGCUGAAAAAACAAGAAUCAAAAGACGAUGCAAAGCCUUUAUCCAAAACAUAUUCAGAAAUUUCAUCAGAUCCUAAAGGAAAAACUCAAAUGGUCAAUGGAGAGAGGAAGAGUUCAAGUGAAAUAAAAGAGCUGCCUGAAAGUGGAGCAAUCACGGCAGAGAAAUUGUUUACAAUGAUGAUGGACAAAAGCAUCAAGCUGAUGAUAAUGGAUGCUCGAUGCUUGAAGGAUUACCAGGAGUCCUGCAUCAUAAACUCCGUCUGUGUUCCAGAAGAAGCGAUCAGUCCAGGAGAAACUGCUAACCUGAUUGAAGCUAAGCUCCCUGAUGCUUCCAAAGAGGCAUGGAAAGAGAGGGGGCAAGCCAGUUAUGUUGUUUUGGUCGACUGGUUUAGUUCAGUAAAGGAUUUGCAGUUGGGAACACCUCUGCGAAGCCUCAAAGAUGCGCUUUUCAAGUGGGAAAGUAAAGCUGUGCUACAGAAUGAGCCCUUGGUCUUAGAUGGAGGUUAUGAGAACUGGCUUCUUUGCUAUCCCCAGUAUACGACAAACGCCAAAGUCAUUCCACCGCAACGCAGCAAGAGCGAAGCGGUUUCUUUUUCUCUGGAUUUUACAUAUCCGUCUUUGGAAGAACCAAUUCCCCCUCCGCUACCUGUUGUUCAUGUAAAGCCUUCUGUGGUGGAAGUGACAGAGAGACCAGAACCCCCAAAUGAUCAGGAAAAGAAAUUAGAAGCAUUUAAACCACCAGUUUCCGGUGGCUCAGUUGCUGUUGCUUUUAAGGGCGACAGUUCAUCUUCCAUUGUCUCGCCAGUAUCUGCCAUGAAGAUUAUUCCUCAGGUUGAUCGUACAAAAAAGCCUUCGACAAAAAUUCCAGACGGUGAUGAUAAGCCGAAAGCUGAGAGCCCAGUUAUUGGUAAGCUGCCUAUUUCAAAUGGGAAAGUGGUCCCAGACCGCUCCAAGAAGCCACAAUUGGAUGCAAAGGUCAGCCUGAGUGAAGAGGAGAAAAUCCACAUCCCGGGAGAAAACGUUUCUCAACUAGAAAAAAACAGGCAGGAGAAAGAAGUGCAGGAAGAGCAGAAAGAGAAGCCGAAGCAGACAAAGCACGACCAAGAACCAGCGGCUAAAGAGGAGCAAGAAAAGAAGGAAGGCAGAGAAACACUUUUGAAUGAAAAAGAGCAGGCCAGUAGAGGAACGGGGGAAAAGCAAGAGAUGGAAAAGGCACCGAAAGAAUUGACAGAAUUUAAAAAGACAAGCAAAAUUGUGAGUGAAACUCCUGAAGUGAAAAAAAAUGAGAGUGAGAAAGCAAAGGUGACCUGGACGCCGGAAAUGCAGAGGCACAAAUUUGCAGAGGAGUCCCGUACCUCCGUGAGGGGCGACGCGGUCCCUAUCAAGCAGACUGAGAUUAAACACCAAGCAGAAACUCAAAAGCCAGGAGAUAUUAGCGAAGAUACUGAACCAGAGUCUGAAAAAAAUAAAUCCCAGCGGGAGCCAUUAACAAGAGCACGGAGUGAGGAGAUGGGGAGAAUUAUACCAGGAUUGCCUGCUGGCUGGGUUAAAUUUCUUGAUCCAAUUACCGGGACUUUCCGUUACUACCACUCUCCGACCAACUCAGUUCAUAUGUAUCCACCGGAAAUGACCCCGUCGGCCACUCCACCUUCUACCCCUCCGACUCAUAAACCCAAACCUCGGGCUGCGGAUCAGCGGGAGAGAGAACACUCCAAACUGAAGCGCUCAUACUCCUCGCCAGACAUAACCCAGGCCGUCCAGGAGGAGGAGAGGAAGAAAGUCACCAUCACCCCCACCAUCAAUCGUGAGAAUAAACCAGUAAGCUAUCCCAAAGCUGAAAUCUCAAGGCUUUCUGCAUCUCAGAUUCGUAAUCUCAACCCUGUCUUUGGGGGAAUGGGACCAGCGCUCACAGGCCUUCGAAAUUUAGGAAAUACUUGCUAUAUGAACUCCAUCUUACAAUGCCUGUGUAAUGCCCCACAUCUAGCGGAUUACUUCAACAGAAAUUAUUAUCAAGUUGAUAUCAACCGGUCAAAUUUCCUGGGGCACAAAGGUGAGGUGGCGGAGGAGUUUGGCAUCAUCAUGAAAGCCCUCUGGGCUGGACAAUACCGAUAUAUCAGUCCCAAAGACUUCAAGAUGACCAUUGGGAAGAUCAAUGACCAAUUUGCAGGGUACAGUCAGCAGGACUCUCAAGAGCUGCUUUUGUUUUUGAUGGAUGACCUCCAUGAAGACUUGAAUAAAGCCGACAACAGAAAGCGUUACAAAGAGGAGAACAACGACGACCUGGACGACCCCAAAGCGGCCGACUUGGCGUGGCACAAGCACAAACAGCUCAACGAGUCCAUCAUCGUGGCGCUUUUCCAAGGCCAGUUCAAGUCCACGGUGCAGUGCCUGACCUGCCAUAAAAAGUCUCGGACCUUCGAGGCCUUUAUGUAUUUGUCCUUGCCGCUUGCGUCCACUAGCAAAUGCACGUUGCAGGAGUGCUUUAGAUUGUUCUCCAAAGAAGAAAAACUGACAGAUAACAAUAGAUUUUACUGCAGUCAUUGCAAAACCCGAAGAGACUCUUUGAAAAAAAUAGAGAUUUGGAAGCUGCCGCCUGUGCUUUUAGUUCAUUUGAAAAGGUUUUCCUACGACGGACGAUGGAAGCAGAAGCUUCAGACGUCGGUGGAUUUCCCCCUGGAAAGUCUUGACCUGUCGCAAUACGUUAUUGGCCCAAAGAGUAACUCAAAGAGAUACAACCUGUUUGCUGUAUCUAACCAUUAUGGAGGGCUGGACGGAGGGCACUAUACCGCCUAUUGCAAAAACGCUACCAAGCAGCGCUGGUAUAAGUUCGACGACCACGAAGUCUCGGAGAUCUCCACUUCCUCCGUGAAAUCCUCAGCCGCCUAUAUCCUCUUUUACACGUCUCUUGAACAGCGAGCCCUUGAUGCAGCGACAUAAAAGAAACCUUUCAGGAAUUAUUGGCCUUCUUUUAUAAAUGCACCGUAGCAACUGGAGCUGGGAUUGAAAUAUACCGUUUCCUGUCUCGACCGGGCGACGGCUGCAGCCGUUUUUCAGCUAAGAUUAUCUAUUAGUGUUACUGCUUUCAGUCUGAAAACCAAAUGGGUAAUAACUCUGCUGCUUUAUACUGAACAGUUUGUUUCCCAAAUAACUUAUUUUAGCGAUGCUCCCAAAAUGGUAACUCUAGCUAUAACUGUCUGGGUUUAAGACGUCUGGAAGCCCAAAGCAUAUCUCUUUUAUUUUCUCCCCUCCCACAUUUAUGGCCUUUUCACACUAACCUUAAGCUUGAUUCUACUACUGUGAAUAUCUUAGGGUGAUGUCAGCAGGUAGGAAUGUAUGUGUACAUAAUCGAUUGCAGACUUGCACAUCCAAACUCUGUAUAUAAUAAAAAAAGAUAUUGUGGUCCUCUUGAGAACGACUAGAAUAUGGCGAGGGUUGCGCCGUCUAAAUCCUUGCGUCCUUUUAUGUAGCAAAGAGCAGAGCUGUAUUUUUUCUGUUUUGAGCAAUUAUAGUCUCUAUCUGCACACCUUCGGUCUGUGGUCUAGAAGAGGACCUUUCCUUUUUAACUUUUUAAUAUAAGAGUUUCAUGUACUCCUGUAUUUAAAAAAAAUACCUUAUUGAAACGACUAAUUAUUUGAAAAAUACAAUGGCCUGUUAAAA
Messenger RNA from Anolis sagrei ordinatus, 4310 nucleotides. It is a transcript of the gene USP8, whose product is annotated as ubiquitin specific peptidase 8. The record is from RefSeq and is a predicted model, not a curated record. Gene Ontology annotation, molecular function: cysteine-type deubiquitinase activity. NCBI's taxonomy places the organism in Eukaryota, Metazoa, Chordata, Lepidosauria, Squamata, Anolidae. Gene Ontology annotation, biological process: protein K48-linked deubiquitination; endosome organization; protein K63-linked deubiquitination. Gene Ontology annotation, cellular component: midbody; extrinsic component of plasma membrane; dendritic spine.